Messenger RNA from Daucus carota subsp. sativus, 1043 nucleotides. RefSeq lists its product as uncharacterized. The transcript has 3 exons. Lineage: Eukaryota; Viridiplantae; Streptophyta; Magnoliopsida; Apiales; Apiaceae. The coding region runs from base 56 to 799 and encodes 247 amino acids. The record is from RefSeq and is a predicted model, not a curated record.
GCUCAAAAUAUCUACGAGUGUUGGACCAUUCGAGGAGUGUUGAAAUUGGGCAGUGAUGGCGAGUUCAUCAUCCGCGGACGAUUUCUCAGUAUUUGUCUUGGCAUCUGAUUUGGGCGUAGACGCUCGUCCAUUCUUACAAGAUAAGUGGCACGAUUGCCCUACUCAGCUGGACCAUGAUAUUGCUCCUGAUGAUCUUCAAUACUUCUCACACCUUGACGCCUUGCACUUCUUGUCUCUUCAACCCGGUUUCGAUAAGUCUGGAAAUCGUAUCUUUCGUAUCGUUGGCAAGUACUUCCCCGCCCCGGUUGUCGAUGCUGAACGAUUAAAGAAGUAUGUAGUGCAUAAAAUAUCAAAUGAAAUGCCAGAAGGUCCAUUCUGCAUUGUUUACAUGCAUACCACUGUCCAAAAGGAUGAUAAUUCUCCUGGGAUGAGUAUCUUGAGGUGGAUAUAUGAAGAGCUUACCGCAGACAUUAAGGAUAGACUACAGGUUGUCUACUUCAUUCAUCCUGGGCUGCGCUCAAGACUUGUCUUUGCUACUCUUGGCAGGCUUCUUUUGAGUGGAGGCUUGUAUUGGAAAAUAAAGUAUAUUAGCCGCCUGGAAUAUUUAUGGGAGGAUGUGAAGAAGGGAGAUGUUGAUAUUCCACAGUUUGUGCAAGAGCAUGAUAAGAUUCUAGAGAACAGGCCGCUCACAGAUUACGGGAUAGAACCAGAUCCUCUCCACUUGACUGCAAUUCCUUCCGCAGGCUAUCCAUUUGGGAGGUUUGAAGAGAGAUGGUCUUCCAGAGAAUACAUGUCUUAGAAUUUCGGAGCUCUGUCUACAAUAAGGCGCCUUCUGUACCAGUUGUAAAAGUGCAAUCUAUCUUCUGGACACUAUUUCAAAGUAGUAAUUAUGAAGAAUUAUCAUCUUCAUUUCAAUGUGCAUGAUCUCUGGAAUCAGAGGUUAUAGCCUCUUUAGAUGCAGAACUUAGGGAACUUUGAAUGUCAUGUGGUAUCGUAAACUCGUAAAGUACUAAGGAUUUAUUAAUACUUUUAUUAUUGACAAA